Messenger RNA from Chenopodium quinoa (quinoa), 4944 nucleotides. Its product is annotated as DNA-directed RNA polymerase III subunit 1-like. Gene Ontology annotation, biological process: DNA-templated transcription. NCBI's taxonomy places the organism in Eukaryota, Viridiplantae, Streptophyta, Magnoliopsida, Caryophyllales, Amaranthaceae. The transcript is spliced from 31 exons. The coding region runs from base 424 to 4482 and encodes 1352 amino acids. Gene Ontology annotation, molecular function: DNA binding; DNA-directed RNA polymerase activity. The record is from RefSeq and is a predicted model, not a curated record.
AUGGCAUUUAAAGGCCUCCAUUUCUAUUUCCUACCUCUCUGAGUUAUUUCAUUGAAGCGCACUCAACGUUCUACACUGAAGCGUUCUCCGUUGAGUCUAAUUCUUAUAUCCCCCAUUGAAGCAGCUUCUAAGGUAAUGAUUCUGAUUCAUUAAGAAUUGCUCUUUGUGGCUUGGUAUUGAGGGUCCUCCAAACAAAAGUAGUGGUCUAUGUGCGACAUGCCAUGCAAAAUUCGAAGAUUGUCCGGGACAUUAUGGAUGUCUAACUCUAGCACUACCUGUUUUUAAUAUUGGCUAUAUUGGUGCCAUUCUAGAUGUUUUGAAGUGUAUUUGCAAGCAUAUUCGACGGACUGCUAUUUUCCACCGGGUAUACAACAUCAAGAAUACAACUUCUUUAAUUUUCAACGAAGUCUCCGCAUUUUCAAGAUGUUGAGGCCUCAUGACAAUGUACAAUUCACUAAGCAACCAUAUAUCGAGGACAAUGAGCCUCGCCGAAUUGAUAGCAUAAAGUUUUCGAUGUUUUCGGCAUCAGAGAUUGGUAAAAUAUCGGAAGUUGAAGUUUUCAAAGGUCUUUAUUAUGAUGCCCAGAAAAGGCCUAUUGCCAAUGGUCUAUUGGACCCCAAAAUGGGUCCUCCAAACAAAAGUAGUGGUCUAUGUGCGACAUGCCAUGCAAAAUUCGAAGAUUGUCCGGGCCAUUAUGGAUGUCUAACUCUAGCACUACCUGUUUUUAAUAUUGGCUAUAUUGGUGCCAUUCUAGAUGUUUUGAAGUGUAUUUGCAAGUCUUGCUCACAUAUCCUGCUACCAGAAAAAGAACGUAAAGAUUUCUUAAAGAAGAUGAGAAAUACCAAGCUUGAUUCACUGCAGAAAACUGAUCUGAGGAAAAAGAUCAUAAAGAAGCUGUCCACCAAAGUGGAAGUGCAGUGUUUGAGAUGCGGAUCCUUGAACGGAAAGGUCAAGAAGGGCAAAACUGCAUUACAAAUAGUUCAUAGUCGUCCAAAACAGGAUAAAACCCAAGAAGAUAAUGGAUACUCCUCUCCUCUCAUAAAUCCACAUGAUGCUUUAUUAUUGUUUAAUCAAAUGCUGGAUCAGGAUUGCGAGUUGCUCUAUUUAAAUAAUAGACCGGAGAAUCUUAUAAUUACCAACAUAUCUGUUCCUCCAUUGGCCCUUCGUCCGUCUGUUUUUGUUGAUGGAGGAAUUCAAAGCAACGAAAAUGACAUAACUGAAAGGUUAAAGAGAAUUAUUCAAGCAAAUGCUUGCCUUCAUCAGGGUCUGCAAGAACCUAGCAGCUCAUCUAAAAUUCUGGAUGACUGGGAUUACCUUCAAGUUGAAGUGGCUCAAUACAUAAACAGCGAUGUACGUGUUGCUUUACAAUCCCAACAACCUACAAAGCCAUUGAGUGGGUUUGUUCAACGUCUAAAGGGGAAACAGGGACGCUUUCGUGGAAAUCUGUCUGGGAAGCGUGUUGAAUUUACUGGAAGGACUGUCAUUUCACCUGAUCCUAAUUUGAAAAUUACGGAGGUUGCCGUUCCACUGCUAAUGGCAUCGAUUUUGACUUACCCUGAAUGUGUAAACCAUCACAAUAUCGAAAAGUUGAGGCAGUGUGUACGUAAUGGGCCAAAGAAGUAUCCGGGUGCAAAGUUUGUCAUAGAGCCCAAUGGGGACAAAAAGGACUUAUCAUUUUCUGCUAGAAAACGGAUUGCUGAUGAGUUGAAGUUUGGCUACAUUGUCCAUCGUCACCUGGAAGAUGGUGAUGUUGUUCUUUUUAACAGGCAACCUAGUUUGCAUCGGAUGUCUAUCAUGUGCCACAGGGCUAGAAUAAUGCCAUGGAGAACUUUGAGAUUCAAUGAAUCUGUUUGCAAUCCGUACAAUGCUGAUUUUGACGGUGAUGAGAUGAAUAUGCAUGUCCCACAAACACAGGAGGCCCGAGCAGAGGCUUUAUUGUUGAUGGGGGUUCAAAACAAUCUAUGUACACCGAAAAAUGGAACUAUUUUGGUUGCUUCUACUCAGGAUUUCUUGACUUCGUCUUAUUUAAUUACUAGAAAGGACACAUUUUAUGACCGUGCAACAUUUUCUCUUAUGUGUUCUUAUAUGGGAGAUGGAAUGGAAAUCAUCGAUUUGCCAACACCAGCCUUGAUUAAGCCAGUUGAGCUUUGGACGGGUAAACAAUUAUUUAAUGUUCUAUUACGUCCAAAUGCACAGUUGAAAGUCUUUGUAAAUCUUAUGGUGAAAGAGAAGAUAUAUUGCAAAAUUGAAGGUAGAGAUCCUAAGCACGGCAAGGAGGAAACCAUGUGUCCGAACGAUGGUUUUGUUUACUUCCGCAACAGUGAACUAAUGUCUGGGCAACUAGGAAAAACUACCUUAGGAAAUGGCAAUAAAGUUGGGCUUUUCUCUGUCCUUGUUCGAGACUAUAAUGCGCAUGCUGCUGCUGCUUGCAUGAAUCGAUUAGCAAAACUGAGUGCUAGAUGGAUUGGUAAUCAUGGGUUUUCAAUUGGCAUUGAUGAUGUUCAACCAGGGAAAAAAUUGGCUGAGCAAAAACACUCUGAUAUAGUCAAGGGAUAUAAAACAUGUGAUGAGUUAAUAAAAUCCUUCAACGAGGGAGAGCUGGCUUGCAUGCCCGGAUGUGAUGCAUCCCAAACUCUUGAGGCAAAAAUAACUAAAGUGUUGAAUGAAAUUCGUGAAAUAGCAGGAAAGGUUUGCAUGAAAGAGCUCCAUUGGAGGAAUAGCCCAUUAAUCAUGUCACAAUGUGGCUCAAAAGGUUCCCCAAUCAAUAUCAGCCAAAUGGUUGCAUGUGUAGGUCAGCAAGCAGUUGGAGGGCGCAGAGCACCUGAUGGCUUCAUUGAUCGCAGUCUACCACACUUUCCUAGAAAUUCCAAGACUCCAGAAGCUAAGGGUUUUGUGGCUAAUUCUUUUUACAGCGGCUUGACAGCUACAGAGUUUUUUUUCCAUACUAUGGGAGGGAGAGAAGGCCUUGUGGAUACAGCUGUGAAAACUGCUGACACUGGUUAUAUGUCACGUAGACUGAUGAAAUGCCUGGAGGACCUAGCAGUUCAUUAUGACAUGACUGUAAGAAAUUCUAAUGGAACUAUUGUUCAAUUUUUUUAUGGUGAUGAUGGUAUGGAUCCGGCUCAAAUGGAAGGGGCAGAAGGAUUUCCGCUGGAUUUUGAGCGGUUGCGAUUCAAAGUGGAGGCUACUUGCCCUGCAAGGGGAAAUAUGAAUCUGUCUCAUACAGUAAUCUCUGAAAUCAUAGAUAAGAGGCUUUCAGAUUAUGAUAUGACUACUGGUGGUGGUUGCUCCGGUGCCUUCAAGAUGAAGUUAUUAGAUUUUUUCAAUAAAUUAUCUGAAAGAAAAUGCUAUGUUUCUGAGCAGCAACUGCAGGUGUUCUUGGAUGCUUGCAUUUCUCGGCUUCGUUUAAAAAGGAUUGAAGCUGGAACUGCUAUUGGAGCAAUUGGGGCUCAGAGUAUAGGAGAGCCAGGGACGCAAAUGACUUUGAAAACUUUUCAUUUUGCUGGGGUUGCCAGCAUGAAUGUUACCCUUGGAGUUCCUCGUAUCAAAGAAAUUAUUAAUGCAAGCAAAAAGAUAAGCACGCCAAUUAUCAUGGCAAAACUUGAGAAUGAUAGUUGUAUGGAGAUUGCGGAAACUGUAAAGGGUCAAAUUGAAAAGACAUUGUUGGGCCAGGUUGCGAAGAGCAUAAAGCUUGUUAUGACUUCAAGCAGAGCCUCUGUCGUUGUUAAACUUGACAUGAAAAAAAUUAAUGCUUUACGACUGUGUAUAAAUGCCUAUACUGUCAAGGACAAUAUCGAAAGAUCUUUGGCGAAGCGGAAGAAUGACAAACUGAAUGUUAACGUUUCUGAUGAGGUGAAGCUGGAUGUCAUGCCAGAUUGUGAUAGGCAUACUGCUCAUUUUGUACUACAUCGUCUUAAAAAUAAGCUCUCCACUAUUGUUGUUAAGGGUAUUGAUACCAUUGAACGAGCAAUUAUUGCUGAUGUGGAAGGGGAGAAGGGGAAGCUCAACUUGAUUGUUGAAGGGACGGGGCUUAGGGAGGUCAUGGGGAUUCAAGGAGUUGAUGGAUGCAAAACAGAGAGCAAUCAUAUUAUUGAAGUCCAACAAACUCUUGGAAUAGAGGCUGCAAGGAGUUCUAUCAUCAGAGAAAUUAACAAGGUCAUGCAAAGUCAUUCUAUGGAUGUAGACAUACGCCAUAUGAUGCUGCUCGCUGAUGUGAUGACAUUUAAGGGGGAGGUUUUAGCAGUUACUAGAGUUGGGAUUGCUAAAAUGAAAGAAAGUAUACUGAUGUUGGCAUCUUUUGAAAAAACUGCUGAUCAUCUUUUUAAUGGUUCUGUGAAUGGGAGGGAAGAAAAAAUUGAAGGAGUUAGUGAAUGCAUCAUCAUGGGUGUACCAAUGCAGAUUGGCACUGGAAUUUUGAAGAUUAUGCAGAGAAAUGAUUUUCUGCCAGCACUCAAAUACGCAUCAGAACCGAUAGUUUCUUGAUUGAUUAAGUAAGAGCCAAUGAUAGAACAAGCAACAUCAAUUUAAUGUUUAAAAUGCAAAGACCAGGAUGGUUAUAUAGCAACUGUGACCUGAAAUUGGCCUGAUCUUAUCUGGAACUAUUUGAUUGCAUACAACCCUGAUUUGGGGUUGCUGAAAAAAUCAUUCCAAAUCAGAGAGGUACAUAACUUAGCGUAGCUAAUAAUGUUAUUAAUCAGGAGAACUCUUGUUUACUUAUUAUUGCUCGAGUUCACAAAACUAAUAAUACAUCUGUAAGUGUCACAUUAGUUAUACCGAAUAAUUUAGUGAGCGUGUUCAUAGUUUGAGGAUAGGAGAACUGAAGUACUGAUUAAUCGGAGUUUUUAUUUAUACAGUGAUCAUCACAAUUCUCUUCUGGAUACUAUUUUUGGAAACAGGCUCUAUACUGGUUCAGUUCCGAAGAAGAUGAGGCUACACUUUGAAGAA